This is a messenger RNA of Raphanus sativus (radish), 983 nucleotides long. RefSeq lists its product as uncharacterized. Bases 139 to 660 code for a protein of 173 amino acids. The record is from RefSeq and is a predicted model, not a curated record. NCBI's taxonomy places the organism in Eukaryota, Viridiplantae, Streptophyta, Magnoliopsida, Brassicales, Brassicaceae. The transcript has a single exon.
AUUAUGAAAAUCAUUCUCCCGUCUUUAGAUUUUAUAUAUAAGCUCCCGUACGUUGUCUUCUACGAUCCUCACAAAAUCAAAAAUAUUGAAUUACGCACAUAAUCUCUAUAGAUCUCUUGAUCAACAAAACACUCAACUAUGGGCAACUACGUUUCAUGCGCUCUAAGUAAAACGACUUCGUCUAAUUCAUCAUCAUCAUCACCGGCGGCCAAAGUGAUUCUACCGGACGGUGGAGUGCGUGACAUCAACGUUCAGACAAAAGCGGCUGAGCUCAUGAUGGAGAUGCCAAGCCAUUUCCUCGUUGACGCCAAGUCCUUAAAAAUAGGUCGUAAACUCAUCCCUCUCUCCGCAGACGAUGACCUCGACGUUGGAGGCUGCCACGUAUACAUCGCGUUCCCCAUGACGCGUGUGGCUUCCGCAGCCAACGCAUCCGAUAUGGCUCGGCUCUUCAUGGCCGGCAAGAAACGCUUGAGAAGCUGUGAUAAUAGGAAAGUGUCUCCAGAGGAGAAGGAGGAAGACGUCAGGUUGAUAACGGGGACAAAGCUGAAUCUUGAAGAUAUAGAAGAUUUCUCGGCGGUGGAGUUUAUGCAUCGUAUCUCUGUUUCCAAAUCUAAGAAGCCAGAUUUGGAGACAAUUGUCGAAGAAAACGUGUCGUUGUAAUACAACCAAACCGAUCCAUUUUUAUUUAUUUAUUUAAUUUACUAGUGCCUCCUUUUUGUGGUAUAUUAAUGUAACAGAGGAGACACUAAGUCGAGAUAGUCUUUUUUUUUUUUUUUUUGAAACAUAAGUCGAGAUAGUAUUAGUUUUGUUUUUUCUGGUAAAGUAUUAGUUUUGUUUCCCUUAUGUAAAUGCUUGAUUGGGGUUAAUUACUGAUGUUUCUGGAUUGUGGAAUCAUUGGUAAAGAAUACAAAAUUAUACUUUGACGUAAAACGUAAUCUAUAAGAAUACAAUAUCUGAUUUCAAAUGAAACUUAACAUUAACCU